Molecule: messenger RNA, 510 nt
Organism: Ostertagia ostertagi
Lineage: Eukaryota; Metazoa; Nematoda; Chromadorea; Rhabditida; Trichostrongylidae
Source: the annotation of a GenBank genome assembly
AUGGAGCGACCAGAGAACUGCAUGGAUAUCUUCGACCUGAUCUCGACAUAUGGGAAACUUGACGAAGAUUCAGCCCGAGGUAUUUUUAUUCAAGUAGUGGAUGCCAUAUGUGCAAUGUACGUGAAGCAUGGUCUGAUUCACCGUGAUAUCAAGGACGAAAAUUUGAUUGUAAAUAUGACGAACGGCGAAGUGAAACUUGUGGAUUUCGGAGCGACAGCUCCUGCGGAGAAGGCGAUGAAGAAGGAGUUCCAAGGUAAGCGCCUACUCUUGAAUUGCCUUGUGCCUUUUGCAUCUCUUUCUUCCGAGGACAAGAAGGCUUUUGUCAGGUACGCGAUCGUUACAUGUCCACGGAAUUGGUUUCGUCAGCUGCCAGUACUGCCGUUGGAGGCGACCAGUUGGUCGCUGGGCGUACUGCUGUUCAUUUUGGUCACCGGACAACUGCCGUUCAAAAACGAGAUCCAAAUCUGCUUAGGACGAGUGAAAUUCCCGUCGUAUCUAUCGAAAGGUUAG